UUGUCCUAAGCUUACGCGGCAAAGCCGCUGACGGUUCAUUUUCUUUUCGGCCAUCACAGACGGUCCAUUUUUACAAUAUAAACAGUUCCCAUUUCACAAUAUUAAUUACUAGACGGUAGACCAGCCCUGCUUGACUCCUGCUAAUCAAAGCCAAAACCCUUGACCUGUUGUUUCCAGCUCACAUUCCGGCGAUGGAUCUCCGUGAAUCGAUCACUAGCCAAACCGACGUCGCUUUGACCCUGACCAAAAACGUUCUCCAAACUGAAGCCAAGGACUCGAACCUACUGUUCUCGCCCCUGUCGAUCCAUGUUGUGCUCAGCUUGAUCGCCGCUGGUGCUAAGGGUCCAACCCUCGACCAGCUCCUCUCUUUCCUCAAGUUCAAAUCCAACGACCAGCUCAGCUCCUUCUCCUCCGAGCUUGUUUCCGUUGUCUUCGCGGAUGGAAGUCCAGCCGGUGGUCCCCGGUUGUCAUUUGCUAAUGGUGUUUGGCUUGACCGGUCUCUCCCUCUCAAGCCUUCUUUCAAACAGGUUGUGGACAACGUCUACAAUGCUGCUUCUAAGCUAGUCGAUUUUCAAAACAAGGCGGUUCAAGCGGCGGGUGAAGUAAAUAUGUGGGCGGAGAAGGAGACCAAUGGUCUUAUUAAAGAAGUUCUUCCUCCAGGAUCAGUUGAUGCUUCAACCAGACUUAUAUUUGCUAAUGCACUCUAUUUCAAAGGAGCUUGGAAUGAAGCAUUCGAUGCCUCAAAAACAAAGGACCAUGACUUCCACCUCAUAAAUGGUAGCUCUGUUAAGGUGCCUUUUAUGACCAGCAAAAAGAAACAAACUGUUAGUGCCUACGAUGGUUUCAAAGUUUUAGGGCUUCCAUAUAAACAAGGCAACGAUAAGCGUCGUUUCUCCAUGUAUUUCUUUCUUCCAGAUGCAAAAGAUGGUCUGCCAGCUUUGGUAGAGAAAGUGAGUUCUGAGUCUGGUUUCUUAGAACGCCACCUUCCAUAUCAACCAGUUGAAGUGGGUGAAUUCAGGAUCCCGAGAUUCAAAAUCUCAUUUGGACUUAAAGCUUCUGAGGUUCUGAAAAGAUUAGGACUUGUGUUACCUUUCUCUGGUGAAGGAGGUUUGACAGAGAUGGUGGAUUCGCCUCAAGGUCAAAACCUAUAUGUUUCAAACAUAUUCCACAAGUCUUUUAUAGAAGUUAAUGAAGAAGGGACUGAAGCUGCUGCUGCUACUUCUGCUGUCAUAGCACUCAGGUCUCUGCGUAUUCCACAAACUAUAGACUUUGUGGCAGACCAUCCAUUCCUCUUCUUGAUCAGGGAAAAUGCGACUGGAGUUGUGCUCUUCAUUGGCCACGUCCUCAAUCCUCUUGAAAACUGAUGAGUCCGUUGUGGUCAUGAGGCAGGAGAAUAUGUGUUGUAUUUUGCAGAUGCUAGAGCAGGAGCUAGAGCCUGAUGCUACUUGAGUGGUCUGCAUGUUAAACCAGUGUAAAUUGUGCUUUGUUGUUUGUUUGGUUUUCGUAGUUGUUCUUAGCUGUUCAAUCCAUGUUUAACUACUUCACUACUACAUGUAAUUCACACGAGAAAUAAAUUACGGUCUCCUGGUUUUUAACGUGUUAA
Messenger RNA from Gossypium raimondii (Peruvian cotton), 1603 nucleotides. Its product is annotated as serpin-ZX. The record is from RefSeq and is a predicted model, not a curated record. The transcript is spliced from 2 exons. NCBI's taxonomy places the organism in Eukaryota, Viridiplantae, Streptophyta, Magnoliopsida, Malvales, Malvaceae. Gene Ontology annotation, molecular function: serine-type endopeptidase inhibitor activity. Bases 192 to 1364 code for a protein of 390 amino acids.